Molecule: messenger RNA, 2309 nt
Organism: Venturia canescens
Lineage: Eukaryota; Metazoa; Arthropoda; Insecta; Hymenoptera; Ichneumonidae
Product: sporozoite surface protein 2-like
Exons: 3
Coding region: 307-1125 (272 amino acids)
Source: RefSeq, a predicted model, not a curated record
AUUUGUCGAUCUACGCGAGCGAAUAUAUAGACCCCUCCGACGUGUCUUUCCACGUUUUCUUUCUCCGCGGUGCAACGAGGUAAAUGUGUGUACAAGAAAACGAAGGGAUGUGGAAUCUAAAGCUUGAAAAUAAGUGACAUAUUGGCCGAGUGCAAUGCCCCUCAUGGGCAAACACGACGAGGGCGCACGCAGUGCAAGAGGAAGGACAACGCCGCAGAAAAACCAAGCACCGGGUCAUUUACCUAAGCACCGUCAUAUAAAGACUCUGCAUCGGGACCCGGGCAUGUUCUUCCGCUCGGAAACGCCAUGAAGCGCGCAGCUUCCAUCCCAGUCUUAAUUUCUCUCGUUUUUUCUCUAUCAGCUACGGUUCUAGCCAAUGCUGAGGUCGAACCAACCGCUUCGGACCCCCCCGAUAAAUCCUCCACUUCUGAUGAACACAACAAACUACUGCUCCAGUGCCAGCAUCCUGAUUACAGGACUUAUAUCAAGUGCCUCAAACGACAGAAAAGGCACCACUUGCACAGCAGCCACGACAGCGACGGGGGUGAAACGAAAAGAUGCUUCGACGACUGUGGGAUGGAGCAGUGUGAGUCUUCCAAAUGUGUUCACGAGUGUCACAAACGAUGCUUGAAAAAGAUGAAAGAGACGCACCAGAUCAUAACGGAGUACGAGACGACCUGCGGCGGGGACGAUUGCACCGACAAGUCUGGCAAAGCGGCUGGAUUACCGACGACGAACGUUACCACAAAUAUCGACAUAAAUAACGUCAUCAACAAUCAUCCCAGUCAGCCGAAUCGACCCAAUAAUCAGCCCAAUUGGCCCAAUCAGCCCAACUCCCCCAAUUCGCCAGAUUCCCCCAACUGGCCUUGCAACGGUGGCUUCGGAUGCUUGUCACUCGUGCCACAGAUUCAAUUCGUUCCGCAGAUCACAUUCGGCCUCGGAAUGGCUCAGCCCGGUCGAACCGAUUGUUGGUACUGCGGAAACCCACUGAUGCGUUACCGAUGCGACGUGUCCUGUUACCCGAUGCAGGGCUCCGGAUCGUCCGGAGCGUUGCCACCGAACGGCGAAAGACUCGGAGCGAGUAACGCGAAUUGCAUCUCUCCGCACUGUGUCGGCGGCACCUGACGGAGAUCCGUUUCCGUGUCCGAUAAUCCCUGCAACGACGGUGAAAAGUAUCCCGGGAAAAGCCCGAGUUUUCGUACUCGUCGGCAUUUUUAUUUCAAUUCGCAGCCAUCGCGGUUCGAAGAGCCGCGCGUGAUCGGACUUGGCUCGAGCUCGCGAGUUCCUUUUUUCUUUCACAGUUAAUUGCGGUAAUUGGAGCUCAACGAUUUCUGCAGAAUUCAAUUCAAUUCGGCGUCUCCGAGACGGUGAAUUCAUCGCGGAAUUAUCAUGUAACUUUAGAGAAAAACAUUUGUUAAUAAAGCUCGAGAAAACAAUGACAAUGACGAUGCUAACAACGAAGUUUGAUGCUUCGCCGAUGACACGGGCCAUUCCGACGAACCUCUUCAUUCAAUUUAUUCAAAGUUUUAUUUUAAUCUCAAUGUUUAUAACGAUCAUCGUCGUCCCUGGAGCGACCACAUUCCGACUCGCUCGACUCUCGUCCCGUGAAUUGAAAACGUUUGACCGCAUGUGCAAGAAUGACGGUGCCAAACGCUCAAUGCCGCGGUUCAAAUUAUAGAGACAAAGUGACUCGUUAGAGCACCGAAGAAUCCAUCACCCCCCUGCGGAGAGGAACGAAUAAAUAAUCGCGUGCUCACCCUGCGUGCGUGCGCGCGAGACGCGCUUGUGUCAGGUGUGCGUUAACAGCAGGUGCGAGGCCAUCCAGCCCCGUUGCUCAUGCUCGUUUGUCCCAAAUGAUCAUUCUCUAUUUAUCAAGGAUAGAAAAUAUUUGAGGCGGAAAAUUCAGCCCAUUUUUGCCGAGCAAAAAACACUCUUAAUUCGAAGUACGGCGGAGGUUCACUUUUUUUACGGUGUUCGAGCUCCGGAAAAGUUUAUAUCGCGAAGAAAAUUUAUCGCAGGUUCCGUUGCUUCAAAAAAACAUUACUUUACGGGUCUUUUAAGGAGGGUAGAUCGCGACGAAACAAUGUUAAAUACAUUAAAAAUUUCAAAAUGAUAAGGAAUUUAAUAAAAUUUGGUAAAUGGAUUCUUUAAAAGGGUAUAAAAAAAUAUAAUUUUUUAUAGAUUUGUCCACCGCGUAGCUCUCGAGUAGUUGAACACUAAAGUUCACGUGUAUAAGCAUAGAGUUUACAUAUAUAUACAGUUAUACAUCUCGAGCAUAAGAACUUCGAUUUAAGAUGAUGGAUCAGUCG